AUGUUACUAUUUGAUGCUGUUGCCAAAGCAAGUAUACUCAAAAUUAAGGGACAUAGUGGUUAUUCUUCAUGUACUAAAUGUACCCAAGAAGGGGAGUAUUUCGAUCAUGUUGUUUUUCCUGAUAUACAUUUUACAAAGAGAACUGAUGAUGAUUUCCUUAAUCAAUCUGAUCCAGAUCAUCACCAUACAAUUUUGCAAAGAAUUCCAAAUUUAGGUCUAGUUACUGAUGUCCCAUUGGAUUAUAUGCACUUGAUCUGUCUGGGUGUUGUCAAAAAACUAUUAGUCAACACGUGGUGCUAUGGACGACCCCCUCAUAAAUUAUAA
Molecule: messenger RNA, 324 nt
Organism: Macrosiphum euphorbiae (potato aphid)
Lineage: Eukaryota; Metazoa; Arthropoda; Insecta; Hemiptera; Aphididae
Source: the annotation of a GenBank genome assembly